Molecule: messenger RNA, 461 nt
Organism: Nematolebias whitei (Rio pearlfish)
Lineage: Eukaryota; Metazoa; Chordata; Actinopteri; Cyprinodontiformes; Rivulidae
Product: KAT8 regulatory NSL complex subunit 2
Cellular component (GO): NSL complex
Source: RefSeq, a predicted model, not a curated record
ACAUCUACCAGGACAGCAGUCAGGUGCUUUUUAAAGUUUGUCCAGGGCUUAAAGAUGUCCCAUGUGAUCGUGUUGUCCACAUGGGUCAGUCUGAUGAUCCUCGCUGCCCGCUCCAUCUCACCCUGCCUCCGCUCCUGUACAAGCCAGAGCAGGAACCUCCCCCACAGGAGCAGUUCACACCUACAAGCAAGGACAUGUACCUGAGCGCAGCAGAGCUGCAGCCCACAGAGAGCCUGCCCCUAGAGUUCAGUGAUGAUCUUGAUGUUGAAGGGGACGGUAUGCAGGGUCCUCCGUCCCCGCUGCAGUUUGAUACGGCCCUCGCCCUGGAGGACCAGACCAUCAGAGCUAUUGCUGAAGCACCUAUGGACAUCCUAACAGGAGAAGAUCCCGACCAGGUGGACCUGGACACCUCAGGACAGGAACUUUCAGAAAGAGAUGUGGACGCCAUCAUAAAUGACCAG